ACUGCAUCUACCCCUUAAAAUUAUCUAUUAGCCUUCGUGUAGAACUUCCCACUUUUUUGUAUCAAUUUUUUUGUUAUAUAAUAUAUAGAGUAAAAAACAUGAUUGGGAAAAAUUCAGUUAAAGCUGUGAUAUUGGUGGCUGGACCACAGAAAGGUACAAGGUUUAGACCAUUGUCACUAGAAGUGCCCAAACCAUUAUUUCCUGUUGCAGGUUGUCCACUAGUUGAGCACCAUAUUGCUGCAUGCAAAAAGGUUGAAGAAAUUGAUGAAGUUAUCUUACUGGGGUUUUAUCAGUCUAAUGAGAGAAUAUCGAGAUUUAUUGAUGAUAUGCGUAGGAAGUACUCAAUGAAGAUACGUUACUUACAAGAAUAUCAACCUUUGGGUACGGCUGGCGGCUUGUAUCAUUUUCGUGAUCAAAUAUCAAGUGUCGAUUCAUCUGCCAUUAUUGUUAUUCAUGCUGAUAUAUUUUGUGUACUUCCAUUAAAAGAAUUGCUGGAUUUGUAUAGUGUGAAGAAUGAAUCCUCGCCAGGCUCACAUGUUGUUUUGGGUACACAGGUCCAUAAGACACCAUUAUCCCAAUCUGAACAUGGUAAUAUGGUUAUCAACAAAACAACUUCAGAAGUAACACAUUAUGUUGAGAAACCAGAAAACUAUGUAAGUGGCGUUAUCAAUUGUGGAGUAUAUGCGUUCCAUCCUUCUGUUCUCGAUUCAUUAGCUGAAAUAUACCGCAAUAAUCAAGUUAGAUUACGGGAGGAAGUUGACGGUAAUGCUUCCAACCCAGAGAUGAUGUUCAUCGAAAAACAUUUAUUUUCACACAUUGCUGGCAGUGGUAAAUUGUACUGUUUAAUGUUAUCGAAUUCUUUUUGGGGAUCGAUGAAGAGCGCAGGGUCUGCCAUAUUUGCAAAUCGACAAUAUUUAGCCUCCUACAAAAAAGACAAUUUUAUCCAGUUAGCAGAAAAUAGUGACGGGACUGCUGAAAUUGUUGGCGACGUUUAUAUUCACCCCUCAGCAAUUGUUGAUCCUACUGCGAAAAUAGGUCCUAAUGUAUCAAUUGGAAGCAACUGCGUGAUUGGUCCAGGUGCCCGUGUACGCGAAUCUAUAGUUUUAGACAACGCUGAACUAAGGGAGAACUGCUGCGUGUUGAACAGUAUAAUUGGUUGGAAGUGUUUAGUAGGGGCGUGGUCACGUAUAGAAGGUACAGCGCAUGAUCCAAACCCUAAUCAUCCUCAUGCUCUUAUAUCCAACGAAUCACUUUUUCAUCCAGACGGACACUUGAUCCCUUCAAUUACUGUGUUAGGUUGCAAUGUUGUCAUCCCAAGAGAGGUGAUCGUUCUAAAUUCGAUUGUACUGCCUCACAAAGAACUCAACGGUAGCCAUAAAAAUCAAAUUAUUUUGUAAAUAAAAUAUGUCCUUGCUGAUAAGCGUUUCAGCUACUUGUUAAUUGGUGGAAGAAUGUUUUAGUUAUGGAUAAAUAUAUUAAUUCAGAUCGUUCAAUUUUGGUGUUGCGGUGGUGAUGGAAUAAUGGUUAUUUUCCUUGAAUUUGUCACUAAAUUGAGUCUUCUAUGUACAUUUUAAUCUUUUUUUUUUCUUUCUCACCAACCACUACAAUAGAAAAAACAAGUUAGGACGUACAGUCGGCGCUUGAUAUCUCGAACUCUCACGGAACCGACGCAAAUGUUCGAGAUUUCGAAAGUUUGAGAUAAAAGGAUAGUCGAGACUUCACGCGUGAAAGGCCUUAAAAGUUCGAGAUGGCGAAGUACAUGUACUUGUUUACGAAAGUUUAUCUUCUAGAUUAGUUUGUUUAGCCGAAAACAAGUUCGAGAUUACAAGAUAAUGGAUAUCUAGCGUCGACUAUAGUUACAUUUCCUAAUUGAGGAAAACGUCCGAAAGAAUUACGCCUUCCUUGUAAAAAUGUACUGUACAUGCUGUUCAUACGAUGUUAGUUAUUCUGAUUGGUCGGACUGGUUCGCUCUCGGAAAACCGUACAUUUUGCCAUGAAUAAGCAGUACUUUUAUAUUGGUGUACGUAUUGUCGUUUAAAUGAUUAUAUUGUAAUAUUUAUUUAUAUAUUUUGGUAAAAUAAAAAAAUUAUAAAAAUAUCCUCAUAGUAAAUCAUAUCUCGCCAAUAUUCGAUCUAUCAUUUUUUGGGUCGUUUUGUAACAUCACCGGAGUUAUUUUCUUGUGUUAUUUCCCUAUGUGUAUGUGCGCAUGCAUUUUUCUUUAUAAGCAUAACGCUUCUAAGCAAACCAGACUCAGAUAGGGAAAUUUUUUUAAGCUUAUGCUACGCCAUGGUAAAUCCUUCUAAUGUGUUUUUCUUGUGUUAUAGGUAUUGCAAUUAAACUCAGACUUUUCUGAUUCCUUAUACACAAUAAGAUUUUAAUUAACACCACUACUGUCUCAACUAGGUCUAAGCCUGAUUGCGUUUUUCGUAUAAACAUAUCCCAGCAAAAAAACUUUCUCGAUGCAAAAUCAAACAAUUUCGUCACGCCGGAACUAUAUGGAGACCAACCUAGUGGACUGUUUGAAAUAAAGGCUGCGGUGCGAGACAACCGCAGCGCCGAUGAGAGACAAAAAAAACCCUGGGGAUGAGGUUAAAAGUGUACCUUAACUAUAUUUAUAAUAACUUAAGUUUUGGAAAGGAGAGUGACCGUUCUCAGCCUUUCUUUUCCUAUCAUAAAUGGAACACGGAAACAAGGCAGGAUAAGAUGUACGAGAUUAUCUGUCUUCACGAGGAAAGGUACGGAAGUUCACUCUGAGAAAGUACGACGGUAAGGAGAAAAAAAAAAGAAAGUAGAGUCGAGGAAAUAAAAAAUUGAAAGUAAGGGCUAAAAAAUUAAUUUUCAAAGAAAGAGAUCC
Molecule: messenger RNA, 2854 nt
Organism: Hydractinia symbiolongicarpus
Lineage: Eukaryota; Metazoa; Cnidaria; Hydrozoa; Anthoathecata; Hydractiniidae
Product: mannose-1-phosphate guanyltransferase alpha-A-like
Exons: 11
Coding region: 99-1397 (432 amino acids)
Biological process (GO): biosynthetic process
Cellular component (GO): cytoplasm
Source: RefSeq, a predicted model, not a curated record